Toxotes jaculatrix (banded archerfish) is the source of this 2739-nucleotide messenger RNA. Its product is annotated as collagen alpha-1(IX) chain-like. The record is from RefSeq and is a predicted model, not a curated record. Bases 1 to 2739 code for a protein of 912 amino acids. Lineage: Eukaryota; Metazoa; Chordata; Actinopteri; Toxotidae. The transcript has 36 exons.
AUGCUGCCUGAAUACAGUGCUACCAUAGAGAUCACAGAAAAUGUAGAUCCCAAGAGUGCUGGGCAAAUGAAAGCACCAGAGGGAUUUUAUAUUAUGUCCCAGUUCCACAUUGCUGAGCUGGCAAGAAGGGGCACUGUCAAAAAAGUUCCCGGAUCAUCUCCCCAGCAUGUUGCUUAUCAGAUAGGCCCAGCAUUCAACUUCAGAAUCAACACAAGAUCAGCAUAUCCCCUGGGACUUCCGGAGGAGUUUGCAUUUGUGGCCGUGCUGCGCAUGAGUGCCAGCACCAUAAACAAAAACUGGAAUAUCUGGCAAAUGCAGGAUAUGAAUGGCAACGAGCAGCUGGCCGUCAGACUCAACGGGGAGUCUAAGUCUCUGGAGUUUACCUUCACAGCGCUGGACACCGGGAGGCAGACUGUUGUGUUCAGCCACCUGGCUUUUCUCUUCAAUGAUCGAUGGCACAGAGUCCUCCUGGACGUCAGCAGGCGCUCUGUCACUCUUUUCGUGGACUGUGUCAUGAUCGGUUCUCAGAGCAUAUCACUCCGGCAGAAAGUCAGUCUGGAUGGGUUCACGUUGAUAGGAAAACUCAAGGACAACCCAGUGAUGGCAAUCCCGUUUGAACUUCAGUCAAUGCUGAUUCACUGUGAUGUGACGCGAGCCAGGGCGGAACCUUGUUAUGACCUCCCAGCCAGGACAUCGAUCAUGGCUCGGGCCCCCAGUGUUAGAGGGCCACUUCUGCUCCUGCUCCUGCAGCUUGUCCUUAUUUGCUCCGCUCAAAGGAGUGAUGGACCUCCUGGCCCUCCUGGACCUGCAGGUGUCCCAGGAAUUGAUGGCAUUGCUGGGGAAAGAGGAGCAGAUGGCGAGGAUGGUCCUCCUGGACCUGAUGGAGAUGCAGGUAAACCCGGCUCUUCAGGAUUACCUGGAAUUCCUGGGAACGAUGGUUUGACCGGCCCUAUUGGAGAUCCUGGGCCUGACGGACCCCCCGGACAGAAAGGUGAACCUGGAAAACCUGGACCUCGUGGGGCAGCUGGUGUUGGGCCAGAUGGACCCCCCGGACCACCCGGGCCUGUAGGACUUCUGGGUGAAGUGGGAAAAGUUGGACCACCUGGGGCCAUGGGUGUGAGAGGGCCACAAGGACCUCGUGGACCAACAGGGCCCAGAGGUGCAGCUGGGAUGCAAGGCAGUGCCGACCUGUGUCCAAACUCUUGUCCACCGGGGACCUCUGGACACCCCGGUCUUCCUGGCAUGAAGGGCCACAAAGGUGUAAAAGGGGAAGCUGGAGAACCGGGGAAACAAGGGCAUAAGGGUGAGGAGGGAGACCAGGGAAGUCCAGGGGAGGUUGGAUCCCAAGGACCAGUGGGCCCUCAGGGAAUUCGUGGAGCCAUGGGAAUGAUGGGCACCAAGGGAGAAAUGGGACCUCGAGGUCUUGAUGGAGAUCCAGGUCCGCAGGGUGUCGCGGGGGCAGCUGGAGAUCAAGGCCAGAGAGGUGCGAUGGGCGAGCUUGGUCCUAAAGGCGAAACGGGCGUUCAAGGGCCAAGAGGAAUCACAGGCCUGCCAGGUCCCAAGGGGGAGGCUGGUUUACCAGGUGUGGAUGGUCGCGAGGGUAUUCCUGGGAUGCCGGGUGCAAAGGGAGACAUUGGGAAGCCAGGCGUUCCUGGAGAGGUUGGACUUCAGGGGCUUCCUGGUUUGCCUGGUGCACCUGGACCAAAAGGCUUGAGUGGCCCUAAGGGAGACGCUGGUCAAGCAGGCCUCCCUGGAACAAUGGGACCUGCUGGCAAAACAGGUGAGCGCGGAGAGCAAGGAGAGGUGGGACCUGCUGGACCCAUUGGUGAGCCUGGAGAUAUAGGAGAGCAAGGCCCUGUAGGUCCAGCUGGCAAGCCAGGUGCCAGGGGACCCAAAGGUGACCCUGGCCUCCCUGGUCUCCCUGGUCCUCCUGGCCUUCCUGGGGUAAAAGGAGAGCGGGGAGAACGUGGAGAAACAGGACCCAAAGGAGAGCAGGGAGUACAAGGUGAUGAGGGAAACCCUGGCGACAAAGGAGAAGUUGGCGAAUCAGGAGAAGCUGGAUCUAAAGGAGAGGUCGGUAACCCCGGCGAACCUGGCAGAAGAGGUCCUGAGGGAAGUCGAGGGCAGCCUGGCAUUGAGGGGCCUUCUGGGACACCUGGACCACGGGGCAUGCAAGGGAACAGGGGUCUACCUGGAGUCAGAGGAUCCCAGGGACCUCCGGGUAAAGAACCAAGUGAUCAGCACAUCAAACAAGUUUGCAUGCGAGUCAUGCAAGAACAGCUGGCCCAGUUAGCAGCUAGUUUAAGGAGGCCAGAGUCUGGCGUAGCUGGUUUACCUGGAAAACCCGGACCUCCAGGGCCUCCUGGGGCUCCAGGAGACAAUGGCUUCCCAGGGCAGGCUGGAGUGAGAGGCCUUCCGGGACUCAAAGGGCCGCCAGGCCCUCUUGGAGUGAAAGGACCUAAAGGUGAAAUGGGAGACAAAGGCUCCAGAGGGCCCACUGCACGAGGACCUAAAGGUCAGCCAGGACCUCCUGGACUUCCUGGUGAGCCUGGCAAACCUGGCUACGGAAAGGAUGGUCAGGACGGGCAGAGGGGACCUCCUGGCGUUCCUGGACAGCCCGGUGUGCCUGGGCCUCCCGGCGCAGCUGGUCCUAAUGGUUACUGUGACCCGUCAGCCUGCAACCUCCAGGCAGGGGCCGCCCACCAGUCUCUGGAUGUAAAGGGACCUGCAGGGAACUAA